AUGGAAAAAAAUACGAAAUCAGCUCAAAUUCAAACAAAUGAUUUAUCCGGCCAUGAUUUAGCAAGUGUUGACGAAGAAGGUGAUGUCUUAAUUGUUAGUGAAUCAACGAUUAAAUUUGAUAGUUCAACAGAACUUCAAGUGUUACGUAAUAAAAUAAAAGAAUUGAAAUUACAAUUAAUAGAAAAAUAUGAGUCAGAACGAAAAUAUGAAGAUCAAAUAAGAAACUUAACAACAGAAUUGAACAAUUCACGAUCAUUAGUCAAUCAGUAUGCUAAUAAACAAGUUGAUUAUGACAUUUUAGAAGAAAAAUGUGAACAAUAUCGACGACAAUUAUUUAAAAUCGGUCAACAAGCAGCCGAAGUUUUAGAGCUAUAA
Messenger RNA from Didymodactylos carnosus, 375 nucleotides. NCBI's taxonomy places the organism in Eukaryota, Metazoa, Rotifera, Eurotatoria, Philodinida, Philodinidae. The record is from the annotation of a GenBank genome assembly.